This is a messenger RNA of Epithele typhae, 600 nucleotides long. RefSeq lists its product as uncharacterized. The record is from RefSeq and is a predicted model, not a curated record. The transcript has a single exon. Lineage: Eukaryota; Fungi; Basidiomycota; Agaricomycetes; Polyporales; Epitheliaceae. Bases 1 to 600 code for a protein of 199 amino acids.
AUGGGCAACAACUGGUACAACCUCCCGUUCCUCAGCGAGCCUGUGAGCCCGUCUGGCGCGACAUGUACGUGCAUCAUGGACCCCUUCCCCGAGUGCCGCAGGCUGGACCCGGUCGCCCCCUCCACGCCCCCCCCCGCGCCCCCGUUCCGGUUCCGGCUCUGGAUCGUCAACCACCUCACCAUGCUGUGGCUCGCACCAAACACCAACACGACCAUAAAGAGCGCACCGCGGGCCGAGCAGGGCUUCAAAGACAUCGUGAACGCGUCCUCCACUUCGACACCUGUCACCCUGCCCCUGCGCCAAGCACCGGCACCACAGCGUGAUCUGAGAUCGGACCCUGCGUCCCCAGCGGGGUCGCGCGCGCCGCGCAGGCUGGGCGGUCGCGGUCUUCCAGAGCGUCGCCAACAGUGGCACGCCGCCGCCACCGCUCGGCGCGCGCGACCGCGCGACAGACCACGUCCGGCGAGGCUCCGCGGUGGUUUCCUGUCGUGCAAACAGCGGGACACGGACGCGAGUCUGGCGGAGCAGGCGUUCGAACGGGCGCGCAAGGGCGAGGGGAAGGCGUUUGGGAGACGGACGUCCCGCGCUGGUUGUGUCUGA